GGAAGAAGUACAGGUUAAAAUUCUCUCACAGACAUGUUACAUUGCCAUCCAUAGAGAUCAGUUCCUUAAAGCGAUGCGUGGUGGUGGGCAUGAAGAUUGCGGUGUAAAACGUGGCUUGCAGAUUCGAUUCUUUCUCCACUUUGCACUAAAUAUGUCAGAUUUUAACCGAAUUUCACUGCAGGUUACAUCGAAAUAUAAAAGAAUGCAGGUGCUUGAUUUCUGAGAUCUGAAGCCCAUCUGAGGCCCACCCAGCCAACUCAUGGCUGAAGAAGAAGAUCCAGCUAUUGCUGUGGAGGAACAAUUUGAGACGACACGACGAUUCCUUGAUGAAUGGCUGGGCCAGCUUCGAGACACAACCACAAGGCUCAGAAAGCAGGCCAACACAGUGGGAAGCCUGCAGCUGCGGCAGCAGCACUUUGCUCCCUGUCAGAUCACCACCCUGCCAAAGGAGUAUGACAAUCCAAUGGGGCUAUUGACCAGCACCAACUCGGCUUUCUCCAAGCUGGCCACCCUGCUGGCAUACCUGGUCCUGGACGCCGAGCGGCUUGUUGAUCAGAUUGAGCGGGAGUCGUGCCCAAAGCUGCUGAUGUUUGGGGAGCAGUCGCUUGCACCCCAGGGGAAUGAGGAGGGGACCAUGCAGAUCGCUUUGGCUUCCUUCCUACCAUCCCUGCACCAUCUUCAGGUGUUAUUGGAGCAGCUUGAGAGGGUGACUGUCAAUUUGCUGGCCCAACUGGGCGCCCUGUGUGCUGAGCAACUGCGAAAAGCAACUAUCUUGCAAGGCCCACAUGCAAUCACAGCAUUUAUGGGCGUGGCACGAGCUCUGGGCAUAAUGCUAAGUCUUGACUGCAUCCUCGCACGCAACCGCCACCUUGUGCCUGCCUUUGCAAUGCUUCGCAGAUUGCUGCACACCUCUGUCUCAGAGCCUGACACACUAAGCGGAGAGGUGCCGGCCAAUGUGGCACAGCUCCAGGCGGCUGUGGCGGCUCUGGAGGAGCAGCUGACUGGCAGGGGCAUCUUCAGGCGCUUUGUCACCGCCCAGACCUCUCGCGGCAGCCUCAGCCACGAAGCGUGCUCCUCUGCCAGCUUCCUCAGCGCAGCAGCUGGCUUCCUGAGGCGGGAGGUGUCACUGCGCAUAUCUAGGAUUGAUGGGCCCCAGGAGCGGCCGCAGGACCGCAGCGAACUGGUGGACCUACUGGCCUUCUCAGUCAUGUACAGCCGCCUGUGCAGUGACGAGGCGCCCUUUGACAGGAAGACCAUGCGCCUGAUACUCGACAUCCACGGCCGGGUGCCUGUGCUUCCUGUCUUCUCAGACGUCAUUCUGCAACCGGCCACCUUCCUCUCUCAGAAUCUGCCGCCCUCGUUGGACACAAUUGUACCUCCCACCUACGCCCGUCAGGCAAAUGCACAGAGGGAAGCGCAGCUCGCCAAGCUCAUGGGAGACUUUGAGCCGCACCUGCAGAGCGCAGCCCUGGCCUCAACUGCCUGGCUUACCCACAUAGACGCUCUGCUUGCACCCCAAAAGAGUCAGGAGGUGUCUCUGACACGCAUGGGGGCAGCGUUGGUGCGGGGCUUGCAUCUUGCGGCUGCGCAGAAGGCGCGCCUGCACACGGCCAUCUCUCUGCAUGCCGUCCUGGGCGCUCCCCUCAACCGCGCCGCCCUGCGCCUGCUCUCGCACAACAUCUGCCUGCUCAAGGGCUUGCAAGAUGCAUUCGACCGGCACAGCACGGGCAUUGCCGAGAUGCUGCCUCAGCUUGUCACGCACAUCAAGUCGGCUGCACAGGGUCUGCUGGCGGCGAUGGCUGCCGGGCUGCGCGCAAAGCUGCGGCAGAUGCAGAGCGUGCAGCCGCGGCUGCAGACGAAGGCGCGCCGCGAGAAGCUGCAUGCAGCCAUCAGCCACGCCACCACUGCUGUGCAAACCGCCAUGCGCAUCAUGCAAGGGCCGGUGUCUGGCGCGCAUCUGGUGUCGCUGGCGCAGUGCGUGGAUGCGGUGGAAGCGACUGGGCAGGUGGGCGCGUCGGACCUGCAGCGGCUGGAGGAGACGCUGUAUGCGCUGCGCACGCUCGCCUACCUGCAGCCCAACAUCAGCCAGGCGACGAGCUGCGCGUUCCUGUACUUCCACCGGGAGCUGCUGGGCGCCAGCCUGGCAGAGGUGUGGGCCCACCCCGAGGAGGCUGCCAAGCUGCCGUACCUUCUCGCAGCCUUCUCCGACGCCCAUGACCUCAUCCGCACCUGCUCCCCCGACCCAGCCACCGCCCACGAGGCGCGCCACCACUCCUUCCUAUUGCGGAUCGGCAAGAGCCCCAAUGCAUACGACGACGAGAUUCUGGCAACGCUGCAAGAGGCGGUGCUGGCUCCGAUGGCGGGCCACAUAGAGGGCGACCUGCGCAUCCACCUGCACGCCAGCCGCCACACGGGCGCCCAUCUGGACCCCGUCAACGACCGCUCCCUGCGCAGCGUGGCGCCCCUUCUGCGGCUGCAGACCCUCCGCCUGCUCACCCGAGCGCUCAGCAUCAGGGAGUAUGUGGAGUCCACCAUGACGUGCUGCUUCCACCGCUUUGCUGGAGUGUCGCCAGGCUCGUGGCAGACGUACGCUCGGCUGGCGUCCCUGGCCAAGGAGAAAUAUGGGCUCCAGGUGGCAGCGCCCUCCCUGCCAGAGCGCAGCAUCAGCCAAGGUGUUGAUGUGUUGGAGCUGUUGCGUGGCAUCAGGCGCUUUGCCACGUCCUAUGCAUUCAACUUGCCAGGGCAGGUGUUCAUCGAGCGAGUCAGCGCUGCUCGAGAGGUGAAGCACCUGAACACGUUGGGAGUGGAGCAGGUGGCGGCCGCCAUCCAUACGCAGGGCCUGGGCCUGGCAGACAACGCCGUCAACGCGGCAUACCAAUUCCUCGCCCGCAACUUCACACUCCUGUCGCAGUUUCUGUUCCAGGACGCGGUGCGGGCGCGGCUGGGCGUGGAGGCGCGCGUGUUUGCCGAGUCGCGCAGCAGCGGGGAGGCUGGCCCUUAUAGGAUGGCGACAGCGCAGCGCCUGGCAGCCGACUUUGCGCGCCUGGGCAGCGCCCCCGACGGCCUCUCCUACCUGGACCACCUCCGCAAACUCAUCACCGAGGUGGGCAAUGCGAUGGGGCUGGUAAGGCUGAUGCGCGCGGGCAGCAUGCACUACUGCGCAACAGCCAUGCGCCAGCUUCCCGCCGAGGAGGAGCCGCACUCCUUCGCGGCAGCCGCCCAGCAGCUGCCGGAGCCGUCCGACGCCCACUUGGCAGCUGCCCACACCCUCGACGAUGCCCUGGCACAGCUCCGCACCCAUGCCUCUGCCGGCACGGACUACUUUGCGAUGCUGGUGCGCGUGUUCGCGCGGGAGGUGUUGGACGCGGGGCAUGCGCAUCUGGCGGGCUUCCAUGCGCUGGUGCCGGCGCUGAGCCUGGCUGCGGUGGAGGCGGGGCUGCUGGCCAAGGAGGGCCUUGCGCGCCAACGCCGCGGAGCCGGCCCCGACGCCGCAUUCACCGACGACGGCUUCGCGCUCGGCCUUGCCUACCUGCUCAAGGUAUUGCAGCAGGAUGCGGAAUUUGACGCGCUGCAGUGGUUUGACUCGGUGCGGCAUCACUACACGGCGGAGCGGCUGAGCACGAAGAAGGCGGCGGAGCAGGCAGCGCUGGCGAGUGCAGAGCGCACCGGCAUCGGCCAGUGGCUCAGCGGCCUUGUACUCGGCGAGGGCAAGGAGGAGGCGCCGGCAGAGGUACAGAAUGCGGUGCUGCUCCUAGCCAAGACAGACAGGUACAAUGCAGAGUUUGAGCUGCUGCGGAAUACCCUGGCAUGCGCACGCGUCUGCUUCUGUAGAGCUUAA
Molecule: messenger RNA, 3838 nt
Organism: Coccomyxa subellipsoidea C-169
Lineage: Eukaryota; Viridiplantae; Chlorophyta; Trebouxiophyceae; Coccomyxaceae
Exons: 24
Coding region: 260-3838 (1192 amino acids)
Biological process (GO): endosomal transport; endosome organization
Cellular component (GO): WASH complex; endosome
Source: RefSeq, a predicted model, not a curated record